GCCCUGGAGGGAAUGCAAAUUGUUCUACUGAUCCUGACAUUGUCAGAAGAACGAAAAUCCACUGCACAAGAAUUGUCUCCUAACUCAAGGUCUCAAAAUCAUCCAAUAGACUUAACUACCCUAAGCACCGUACUUCUUAAACCUAGUGCUAACUCCAAAGUAAUGGAUCAUAUUAACUUGCAUAGGAUCUCAGAUACAGAUGAAAAUAUCUUGAAAUAUCUUCAGAUAGUCCAUGACAUCAAGCUGAUUGACACCAGCUUAAUUGAACCCACACCUACUGUCACUCGGUUACCGUUGUCAGUUUCACCACUGGAUAUUGCCAACAAUUAUCACAGAACAAAGGAGGUCAUAAUUUCCAUGUAUAAUCAAAAUACUUUGUAUUCAGAGCGAGCAUAUUUAAAGGAACGACCAUCUCUGCUUCAUAAUUUUGAGUUAGUGGAUCCUGGACAACUUCUUGGCAAUGUAAUACUGCAUUCCUCAUUUACUACUAGAAUAUACCACAGAGAUUUUGAAACAAUGUCUUCAUCUAGUAACUAUCAAACUGAGCUGGUUUUGAGAACCUCUGACAUCCAUAAUACCAAGAUGUUGAAAUCUUCAAAUGAUGCAGUCACACUGAAAGAGACCAACUACCUGCAUGCCCUUAAGAAUCUCUGGCACACAGAGGAAUCAAACAUUACAGAAGAAAGGGUUUCACUUCUUCCUGCCUUGCCACUUAAUCUGAUGAUUACUUCUGAGUCACAGGUUACUUCUAGCCUUCAUGGUGUAUCAUUUGAAUCGCAGCCACGUCGUAACCUGGAAUUAUCUGUUGUAACAACAAGUGAUUUUUUGAAAGUUGGUGAUCAAAACCUGUCAGCUAUGAUUGCAUCUUACACUUCAAUCUCCAUGACAACAUUCAGCAUGAUGAAAAGUGAUUCUUUAUCUAAUUCUGUCAUUCUGUCAACUUUGUCUACACCUGGAAUCUCUUCAACCUUCUCCGAAUCUGACACAACAGCAGCAGGAAACUUCCUGAACAGAAUAGUCCCUGCAGAAACUAGGGGCCCUGAAAUACUCAGCAAUAUUUCCCAAGUAACUGAAGUAGAUGAGCCUCAAGAAAAAGCAACUAUUUGCCUCAGUAAAAUUGACAUUGCCUGGAUUAUUCUAGCUAUAAGUGUUCCUGUUUCAUCAUGCUCAGUUUUACUUACAGUAUGCUGUAUGCAAAAAAAAAGGAAACCAUCAAACCCUGAAACCAAUUUAAGUUAUUGGAACAACACAAUCACUAUGGAUUACUUCAACAGGCACGCUGUGGAACUCCCAAGAGAAAUCCAGUCUUUUGAAACAACGGAGAUUUGGCAAGACUGCAGAGAUAAAUCUGAUCCAUUCCUUGUGGGAUCAAUUAUUCCAACCCCAAACACUUCCUUGGUGUUUCCCUCCCUACCUCCUCCUCUAACCAAAAAGAAGCAUGCACAUGCCACUGUGAGGACCAGAAGCAAGGGAAAGGGAGAGAUCCAGAGAGCAUUCUGGGAAGGACCAUCUAUCUGAACCUCAGUCCCCUCUGAAUGGUGAUUAUGUAGACACUGGAAUGGUUCUUGUCAAUCCUUUUUGCCAAGAAACAGUCUUCUCAUCGAACAUAGAUUUCCUGAGUUGUAGCCAUGUGAAAAA
Molecule: messenger RNA, 1638 nt
Organism: Rhincodon typus (whale shark)
Lineage: Eukaryota; Metazoa; Chordata; Chondrichthyes; Orectolobiformes; Rhincodontidae
Gene: tmem108
Product: transmembrane protein 108
Exons: 5
Coding region: 13-1518 (501 amino acids)
Biological process (GO): retrograde axonal transport; dendrite extension; postsynaptic density organization
Cellular component (GO): early endosome; postsynaptic density; endosome membrane
Source: RefSeq, a predicted model, not a curated record